AUGCCCCCUCCAAAGGCGGAGCCGAUCGAACGCGGUCGCGUCGAGCCUCCCUUCUGCUGGGAGACACACACUCCUCACACGGUGGCGCUGAUGCUGAACGCCACGGAGGAGGACCUGGUGCUCAAGGCGUGUCAGUCCCUCUACAAGUUUGCGCACGAGGGCGAGAUGAACCAGGCGCUGCUGAUGCAGUACGACAUCCUGCGCCUGCUGCUCGGACACCUGCAGCACGCCAACCGUAGCGUUCGCCGCAUGGCCGCCAUGACGCUUAGCGAGCUGGCCUCCAACGGCGCCGUGCAGGCGGCGCUGCUCUCGGACGGCAGCGUGGCCACCCUGGUUGCCAUCCUCGGUCGCGACGACGAUCACGUCGUUGACGAGUUCGUCAGUGGUGCGCUCGGCAAGAUGGCCGCCGAGCCGGUCGGCCAGGCCGCGCUGCUGGCCGAGGAUGCGGUGCCUGCGCUGGUGGCGCGUCUAGUCUCACCCGACCCUGACGUGCUCAAGAACUGCUUGGACACGCUGCUGGCCAUCCUGCACGACUUCCAGGCGGUGCGAAGCCUCGUCGCCAGCGACGGCAUCGAGCGGGCGCUAGCGCUGCGGGGCGUGCAGCACUCGGUGCUGUUCAGCAUGGCGCUGGAGACGCUGCGUAAGGCCAUGUACAUCGAGGAGGGGCGGCAGCGGCUUCGGGAGGUCGGCGGCUUGGAGGACCUGCUCGCCCUGUUGGAGGACGCCGCACAGGAAGCGCAGUUCGCGCGCAUCAUUGCUGUGCUCGAGCACGCCUCGCUCGACACCAAGAACGUGCGCGUCAUGCACCACAACGGCGGCUUGCUGCGUAUGGUGCAGACGGCGCGCGCUAGCGGCCAGCCCGAGGUGCUGGCGCAGUGUGGUGCCGUCAUCGGCCACCUCGGCGGCGACGAGCUGUGCCGCCAGGCGCUGCAUGAGCUCGGUGCCGAAACCGUCAUCGUGUCGGCCAUGCUGGGCUCGGCCAGCACCGGAAGCGCGCCACUGCUGGUCGCUGCCUGCGAGGCGCUCGGCGUGCUCAGCCUGAGUCUGCGCGCGCGCCGCCAGCUGGUAGAGCACGCUGGCGUGCGCCAGCUGCUGCGACUGCUUGACAGCGACUACCCCGCCGUGCGCACUGCGGCCGCGUCGCCGCCGGCGCAGCCGACGUCGCUCGCCGACACGCGGCUCGCCGAAUAUGUGGCGUACGUGCGAACGGCCCUGGCGCCGCUCGAGAGCGACCAGCGCCAGGGCAACGCUCUCGCCGAGCUGGUGGCGCGGUGGCUGGGCGGCGCGGUGGCGCGCGAGCAGCUCGGCUCGUGGUCACCAGAGCCGCACCUGGAGGAGCUGCGCCGCCGCCAUGCCAGUAAUGUGCUGCCCGUGGGUGAUGUGGAGCAGGCUGGCCUGCGGUGUCGCGCGCUGCUUUACAAGUUUCUUGCCGACCAGAUGAGCCUGCCCUGUACGCUGAACAGGGGCAGCUACGGCAAGUACUGGAACAGUGUGUUCGUGGCGAACAACGAGCCAGGCGCGCCGCCCGGCGCCUACCUGGAGCAAGUGGUGGACUUGAUCCACCAGCCGGGCCGCAUGAUGACCGUCGGUACCAAGGAGGCCCUGGAGUAUACGACGGGCCUUUGA
Messenger RNA from Pollicipes pollicipes, 1626 nucleotides. RefSeq names its product armadillo repeat-containing protein 3-like. The record is from RefSeq and is a predicted model, not a curated record. Gene Ontology annotation, molecular function: protein binding. The transcript has 3 exons. Bases 1 to 1626 code for a protein of 541 amino acids. NCBI's taxonomy places the organism in Eukaryota, Metazoa, Arthropoda, Thecostraca, Pollicipedomorpha, Pollicipedidae.